This is a messenger RNA of Prorocentrum cordatum, 852 nucleotides long. The record is from the annotation of a GenBank genome assembly. Lineage: Eukaryota; Dinophyceae; Prorocentrales; Prorocentraceae.
AUGGGUUUCGUUCCGGAUGUCUUUGUUGUGAUCACCAGCGACAGCAACAGCGAUCUCUAUAAGUUCGAGUCCGUGGGCGAGCAAUGCGUUCUGGUGUCGGCGAAGGGCUGCGGCAAGAUCCCCGUGAAGGUCACGGUGUCAGCCGCCGAACUGGCCGACCGCUGGUCCAUCAAACAAGCUUCGCAAGAGAUCAUCGUUCACACGGGAGACAUGAUAUCGCCGCAUGCCCACGCCGACAACACGUUGGAAUGCGCCAAGGCAAUUGCGAGGAUUGCGCUGGAGACAGCGUUUUGCCAGCACAACUUGGACGCGUUCAAUGGUGGAGGGGGAGGUUUUGAAGUGCACUUGAAAUCAAAAAAGUCAGUUGUCGUCAAGUCUGCCUAUGCAAAAGGCAAGUUGAUGCUGGUCCCUUUCUCGACUUCAAUUUCGGCCCUCUCCAAAGACGGCGGGGCUGGCUCGGUGUGCUUGGGUUGCCCCAAUGAUCCCAAUGGGAAGAUUCGCAUCUUUGUUUCGCAGCGUUGCGACUACGCAAACGAUGCGGAGAAGGCAUCGGGCUGUCAUUCCAAGGAGGUGGUGCCGUUCGUGGUGCCGUUCUGGUGCGUGAAGCCCGAGGCAGACAGUGCAUCUGCCAACAUGAGCGUCAGCCACGUUCGCAUCAAAGUCGCGACUGCGUCUGCGCUCACUGACGAUGCAGGCGUCGUCGUGGACAUCCCAGUGCUCACGAACUCGUGUAACUUGAAAUCUGGAGAUCAGUUGAAGGUGUUUGAUCAGGAACGGGCAGCAUGUAACAAGAUCCCUACCAAGAAGAGGGGCAACAGUGCCCCUGGAGGCACGACAAAGAAGUCGCGUUAG